ACCUGAAAAACAGCAAAAACGGACAUGGUUUCAUCCCGACAGCAGCGAUAUGCUCACUGUCUGGGUAUUAUUUGGUAUAUCAUUUAUCGAUUGCAGUGUGAAAUCAACCAAACCAAAUGAAAAUAUGUCACAAAAACUCAAACUCCAGCAUGGCCUUCAACUCUGCCGCACUUUAGCUUCAAAACUUAAUGUGCUGCACUAACCGGUUUUGCUGAUGUGCCAAUAGGCAGCCACUGCAGUAUUGUAGUGGCUCUUGAAGCUGUAAGGUGACCACAGACUGUGGUAACUUCCCAUACUCAUGGCCGGAGAAGCUACUGUAAAAGAUAAACAGAACUGAAAGAGGUCACAGUUGGUAUCUUUUUACCUUCACUGCCUAGUUCUGAAGUUUUACAUUGGUGGUUGAGGUGGGGUUGAUUAGGGUUGGACCCAGGAACGGGGUUGAUGACCACUGAGGUACACAGAUACUUAUGAUAAUUGGAAAAGAUUUUAAGAUGAUUUAUGUCAUCUAUAUGUAAAGGCCAACAGAAACUUUUAGUGCCGUGCCUGAGAAUAAUGAAUAGGAAAAGGCACACCCUUAUUGUUACCAGUGUAAAGUUCAAAAUCCAGUGUCUGUCAUGGUGCAGCAUAAGAAUAUCUCAGCCAGUUACUGUACUGAAGUCUCUGUAGUUACUGAAUAAUAUGUGUGUGAUAAGCCUGGGAUUUUAAGGGGUUAAUCUUGUUCUUUCAGGCAAAUGGUAAACAUGUACUAGGCAUUUCCUUUGAAUAAUGUUCCACUGACCAACAAUUGACAGAUAUAUUUCACCAUAUUUCUCUCCUCUCGAUAUAAACUGGGCGGUCCUAAUCUUGGCUAGUGCUUCCAUAAGCAUUCCCCUGACCAAUCACAAGGCUUUAUUCAUAGACAGGCAUUGUUCCUUCGUCUAUUCAUUCAUUCUUGUAUUGCUUCUUCCGUAUGUUCAUCUGUUCCAUCGAGUGUUACUUCAUCUGUCCAUUUGCACGUCUGUUUGUCCUUGGCUUUGUUGUCCAGUGACUGUCUUAUAAACGCUGGAUAAUGAUGUUAGUUCUGUAUGAGAGGAGGGGCAAGCUGGGGGUGUGGAGAGCUGUCAAUCAAGUGGCUUAUUCGCCAGGCCCACACAGUUCUCACAGUUCUGAGCAGCAAUUUAAGCUGUGUUUUUUCAAUUUUAUAUCUUAUAUUUUACAUUCAAGCUUUGCUGGAUGUAUAACACUCAAGUUUAAUAUACAAACAUUUUCAAUAUUUCCCUGUGCUCCCUGUUACUUUAAUGCUGAAGGAUAUAUAAGUGUUUUGAAGCAGUACAUGCUGCCUUCUAGAUGACGUCUUUUUCAGGGACGUCCCUGCUCGUUUCAGACAAUGUCAAGCCACAUUCUGCAUAUGUUUAAACAGUGUGGCUUCUUAGUGAGAGACUGCAGGUACUAGAUUGUCGCUAUACACAACAACAAAGCCUACUUUAUCUCAGCUCCACUUCAAUCAUUCACAUUUACCUCCUGUUUUGGUGUUUUAAUUCAUUCAGUUCUGUUGGUUCAACUUUAUUUUUGCUCAGCACUUUGUUUUAGGACUGGUGAGCUGCUGUAUGUUAAAAAAAAUCAAUUUUCACAACUACAGAAAUGUGUGUCCUCAGUUCCCAAAUGAUUAUUGAACACUUUUACAAAGAAAUGUGAUGUAACACAGUGGUAAACAUACACCUUCUUUGUCUCAAGUUUUUGUAACAUGUUGCAGGCGUCAAAUUUCACAUAAGCAUAUAAAUACAAACAUGUAACUUGUAAUUCACCAAAUGUUGUACCUUUUCAGUUUUUGACGUAAUUUGAAAAUGCAUUUUGUCCUUUAUAUUCUAGAUAAAUGUCAUUUACUUGGAAAAACGUCUGGUUCCAUUGACUUACAUGAGAAGUCCAGCGUGUUUUUUCACUCUCCUGUAAAUUUUUGUUGUUUUUAACCGAAUACAGGUCAAAAAGGAUUUACAGAUCAUUGCUGUCUGUUUUUAUUUACACUUUUCUGUCAAAACUUCAUAAAAUUGGAUUCGUAGUGAUUGAUUAAUGGAUUCUACUGAAUAAGUCUUCAGAUCAGUAGCUGAAUAAUAAUAAUAAGCUUGUAAAUCUUUAAACAAAGACAAAUAAAACAAAGUUGUUUCCUGCUCUACGUGCUUGGAACCUGAAAAACAACAACAAACAACAAUAGAAGCUGCCAGGCAAGCCUUUGUCUGCUAUUGUGGCGAAGGCGGGUGGUUGUUUUUCUUUGGACUCCUACAGUCGUGUGUAUAUCAGUAUGAGGUCAGAUGAGUCUUGGCUCGUGUUUAUGAGUUUAUGAGUUUACCGUGCUGCGCGAUGAUGUGUGCUGAGGGUGUGUGGGUGUAUCUCGUGGUUUUAUCAUACAUGAUCAGCUGCUUGGCCUCAAAGAGCGGAAACUAUCUUCAUACUUGUUGCCUCAAUGUGUGAAAACCAGCCAUGUGACUUUUACUGUUUAAAUACUCUCUCGAUCGUCUCUGUCAACUCUUGUAACAUACAGCUCAACACGACCAGAGGCCUGUAUGAAAUAUGGAGCUGGACCUGGGGGGCAUGUUUGAGCAGAACUUCACGUAUGACUACAAAGAUUAUGAGUAUAAAGAAGACUGCACCCCGCCCAGUGGUGGCUUCAUGGCUGCCUUCAUCCCCGUCCUGUACUCCUUGGUGGUGGUCCUGGGGCUGCUGGGUCAUGUGCUGGUCCUGCUGGUCCUGUUUCAUAAGAACCGGACUGUGAUGGAUAUCUUCAUCCUUCACUUGAGCAUGGCUGAUGUCCUGUUGCUGUUGACCAUGCCCCUGUGGGCGGUAGAGGCUGCAAAUGAGUGGAUCUUCAGCACGGGGGCUUGCAAGCUGAGUGGAGCGCUGUUUAAGAUCAACUUUUACUAUGGGAUCUUCUUGCUUGCCUGCAUUAGCCUGGACCGCUAUCUGUCCAUCGUCCAUGGCGUAAUGAUGUUAUCUUCCAGGAGGCCCUUGGUGAUCUGGCUCAUCUGCAUCGCUGUCUUUUUCUUCUCCGUGCUCCUCUCCAUCCCUGACUGGAUCUACCUGAUUGCCAAUAGCAAUGCCAGUUUAGGGGGCAAAACUGCGUGCAUCCACUCGUACCGUGAUAGGUGGCGUUUAGCCUUGAGACUGCUCUAUCACGUGGUGGGCUUCUUAAUUCCAUCCAUGGUGCUGUUCUAUUGCUAUUCCUGCAUCCUACUGCGGCGGCAGAAAGGCUGUCAGGGCCUGCAGAAACUGCAGGCUAUGCGGAUCAUCCUGGCCUUGGUGGUGGUGUUCUUCAUCUGUUGGAUGCCGUACAAUAUCACCCUCUUGGUGGACACCAUUCAGUCUGCACCCACUGACUCUACAGGGCAGUUUGAAGGGUGUAGGCACAGCAAGUGGACAGCAGUGAACAUCACAGAAAUUCUAGGCUUCCUCCACUGCUGCCUCAACCCUUUCAUCUACUUUGGCCUUUCCAGGAAAUUCAGGCUCAGGGUUUUAUCCAUCCUGAGGUGUGAUGGUUGGUCACUGCAUAGCAGGGACGUUUCCUUGUGGGAGUUGGAGCAAGUGGAUGAAAGAGCCUCUGCAUCACCCGAGGAGAAAGGUUCACUGAACCAAAUGAAUGUCUUAGGACAAACGACAGAAAGCCAGAAAACAGAACAAAUACUCAGAAACGACCAGAGUACAGUCUGAAGGUGUUCAGGGAUUUGAACCUUCAACUGAACCUUGACCAAAGGUCUAACCGUUAUAUCGUUUGGCCGAUAAAAUCAGUUAAAUCAGGAUGUUAAAUCAAUGUAUCUGUAUUGUUGCCUUAAAUGUUAUAGAAGACAAGACACAUUCAAAAUGUAAUGCCACUUUUAUCAAGCAUACUGUUGGGCUUUAAAGGGAGCAAAUUUUUCCUUAUGCAAAAAGGGGAAUUUAGGUAAGGCUGUAUGGUCCUUGUUACUUAAAGUAACUUAGUGUAAUGUUGCCAAUAACAACAUUGCUGGAGAAUGGCCUUUACUCAGCAAUUGAGAAAACAACGACUGUAUCAGUGGGCAGAUCAAUUUCUACAAUUAUUUAUUUUUCAGCGCAGAAAGUCUCCACUCUUUACCACACCGUCCAUUUUUUUCAGGAGACUCAGAAAUCUGCAGGGAUAUUUUACCACACUUUUAAAGUUCAGUCCUACGAGCUGGUCGCACUUUCCCAUUUACGGCAAUGGCAGACACUCUUAUCCACAGCAACUUACAAAUUGAUCAUUUUUUACAUAGGUAGGCAAAAGUGUUAGGAGUCUUGCCCAAGGACUCUUAUUGGUAUAGUCUCCAGCAUAGAAGCAAAGGUCUUACCCACAACACUACACCACCCACUUCUUAUAAUCCAUAUAUACCAUCCCAAAUAUAUUCAGUGAUGUUAAGGUCUGGACUUGGGGAUGGUCAGUCAAUUUUUCUGAGAUCGCCAGCAGCUUCUUUAGCAAAUGCUUGAUUGUCUCCUCUCUCCGAAAGAUUUCUACAAUUAGUGCUGUUUAUCUGAUGGGGACGGUUUUGGUGUCAACAGGUCUUCCAGGUGGUUGUUAGGAGGCUCUCUGUAGCUUUUGAUCAUUUUUUGGACUCCAGUUUGGGAAUCUCCUUUUUUUCACAUAUUUUCCCUUGACUUCCUUGUUCCUUAUGCAAGUGGAUUAUCUUGUAUCUAAUCUCAUCAGAAAUAGUUGUUGAAAAAUGAGUAACGUAAUGAGCCACUUGACUGGAAAUGAAUGUAAUUACAGCCCAGAUUCAGUUGUGUUUCUAGGUUUUCGGCAGUAGCAUAGUCUGUUUUAGUACCAACAUAUUAUCCCAGCAGGUAGAUACCUGCUUCCCGCUUACAGUGAAUUUUAGUGAGAGUAUGUUUGUACUAACUACAUACUUACUCCAAAUUACGUCCAAUUAAGAGUUAUUUUACUGUCCUUUAGUAGAUUAAUGGAUAGGCCAGGGGUCGGCAACCCAAAUGUUAAGAAGAGCUGUUUUGUCCUUUCAACAAAAAUGGAACUGUCUUGGGAGCCACAACAGUUUAUGUCCAUUUUACCAUCUUGGCUGUAAAUAUGUCUCAAUGUGUGCUGAUAUCCUAGUGUAGGCUAAAAAAUAUAAACAAAAGCACAGACUUACUUGGCUCUGCUUUAAUCUUUAGCCCAGCUGUAGCCACUUUUCUUAGAUCUCUAGCAGGAAACUUUUCCAGAAGUCCAUUCAUCUCAAACAAUUUUCAAUGUUUGUCUUAAAUCUUUCUCUUUGUUGUUUCGUUAGCUACUAAUUAGGCAAGGCUGCUGUGUUGCUACGGUGACCAGCAGUCUGAGUACUGAUCUUGAGGGUUAAAGGGUGAAUAAGCGGUUCUACAUUAAACCAGAGUUUAAGACAAUUUACUGUUAAACUGUGCUGAACGAUCAGCAGAGCUUUAUUUUACUGUAAAGGAGAAUUAUUUUAUUUUUACCUAUGAAUCUAAUUCAGCUGUGAAGCCACAACAGGACAGUAAAAUAAACUUAAAAAAACAAUAAAAAAAACUUCUCGUGACUUUUUAGUGUUUGACAGUUUUGGACAGAUUUAACGUACAAGGAGUGCUUCUAAAAGUCCAUUCGCCAUUUGUUUCUUUAGCUACUAACUAGGCGAGAUUGUUGUCUGUGUUGCUAUGGUGACCAGCAGUCUGCGCUGAUCUUCAUGGUUAAAGGGUGAAUCAGCAGUUCUACAUUAACUCCAGCGUUUAAGACCAUUUACUGUUAAAUGGUGUUGAAGGAUCAGCAGAGCUUUAUUUUACUGUAAAGGAGGAUUAUUUUAUUAUUAUCUACUAAUCUGAUUCUGCUGUGGAGCCACAUGUUGCCGACCCCUUGGCUAGGCCCUGUGUGGUACUCUUGGAACUCAGCAUAGUAGUGGGCAGUAGACCAGUUUAUCCAGUUUACUGGUUAAAUUCUUCAUUGUUUCUUAACCAUUAUGCUGGUUGGCCUCAAAUAAGGGUAGAUAAUGCCACGUAGAAAUAGUGCAAACCAUGUCACUGAUAACCCAUUUAGCUGAGUGGCUGAUUCAGGGAGUCACGUUUUUAAAGUCUUGUACUUUUUGCUUUCUAUUUGCUGGUCUGUUGUGGUUAGCCUUAGCCUAACAUGGACACCAGACCGAUUUCCGGUUCCUCUUAUACCUCAGAAGCUGCUUCAGAGUACUGAAGUGUGAACUGUAAUAUUUUCCAAAUCCUAUCAGUGUCUGACAGUCAGAGGGGGAAGGUUAUGGCGUGCAGGAAUGAGACAAAUGACUUGAGAUAAGUCAUUUGUUGAAAUGUGGUGAUGCCCCUUAUCUGGAUUUCCCAUUCCACCUUAAGUGGUGCAGCAGUUACAUUCAUUCACAUGUACAAGUGCCAGUAUGUAACAGCUGCAUUUAAGGUGGAACAGAAAAUUGUAGCAAAAAGCCUUGUAGAAAUGAAGACAUUAAGUUUUUAGUGCAUCUGUGAAUUAUUCGUUUGUUUUUUUUAGUGUUCUGAAUGAUAGAAAUAUAUCAGGUAUACUUUGGCUGUUAAAAAUGUUUUUUGUUAAAAAGUGAAGGGACAUCCUAGAAUAAUAAGCUACUGUUAACCUAAAAAAUAGCUUUGCUUCCACAUCUAAAAUUGUUUUUUUCUUUUAAAGAAUGUGUACAUUAUAUAUAUACAUACAUACAUAUACAUAUACACACACACACACACACACACACAUAUAUAUAUAUAUAUAUCCAACAGCAUGGCCAUACAGCCCACUGUACUACUAACUCAAUGUUACUUUUAGCUCAAAAUUGACAUUGUGAACAGUUAACCAAGUAAUAAGUCCAUGUAGGGGUUACUGCUGUAUUACUGGGCUCAUGUCUGUAGGAAGGACACUGGCUCUGCUAAUACAGGAGCUUUAUUUUAUUUGUUGCACUUUAAAAGUGAAUGCUGGGAUCAGUUAUGCCAUGUUGACGUAAUCAUUUAUAGCCAAGCGUUCUAUUUAUUUGUUAUCUGUAUUGUCAACUAUGUAGCACUUAAAUUCAUGUGAUUGUUCCGUUCAUGUGAUUGUUUCAUCCAUCCGAGGACAAAUGUGUGUCAUGCAUUAGUGAUUUUCAUAAACUGUUGGAGGGAAUUUGCCUUUUACAAGUGCCCCUUCAUCAUGACUGCAAAUGUUGUAAGUCAGGGUCAUGUGGUUGUUCCCUUUACAGUAAGUGUUGCUUUCCAGCAUUGCGUAAGCAUCGCUUUCUGUUCUGAGUGGGGCCUUUUUGUCAGCCUUGGGGGAUCUGCAGUGGGAUUUUCCCAUGGACGUUUAUAAAAAGGGACUGAAAGGCAGAUGUUUGCUGAGGAAAACCUUCAUUCCACCUCCUUUUGUGCUCACAAGUGGAAUUUCCAUUUUGAGCCAGAGUGCAUGCAGGCAGGCCAACACCCGAACUGGCCCUCAAAACAGAGGCACUUUAGCAGCCUCAUAGAUUAAGGCUGAUAAUGUGGGAAUCAUAUUCAAUAUAUGUGUUAUUUCAGCAUUGAAAGCUUCAACAUGUGAUUAAAAGUUUUUUUAAUGAUC
This is a messenger RNA of Pygocentrus nattereri (red-bellied piranha), 7489 nucleotides long. Its product is annotated as C-X-C chemokine receptor type 3-like. Gene Ontology annotation, biological process: immune response; G protein-coupled receptor signaling pathway. The record is from RefSeq and is a predicted model, not a curated record. Bases 2545 to 3678 code for a protein of 377 amino acids. Gene Ontology annotation, cellular component: membrane. The transcript is spliced from 3 exons. NCBI's taxonomy places the organism in Eukaryota, Metazoa, Chordata, Actinopteri, Characiformes, Serrasalmidae. Gene Ontology annotation, molecular function: G protein-coupled receptor activity.